AUGAAACAGAUCAAAAGUAAUUUAAGUAUGAGUACUGAACCAAGUCCAUUUUAUAUAGCAUGUGAAAAAGGUGAUUUAAAUAAAGUUAAAAGUUUAUUCAUUAAGGUUAAUCCGGACAAACUUGAGCCAAAUGGUUCAACCGCGUUGCAUGUUGCGGCAUAUUAUGGUUAUUAUGACAUUGUUAAGUAUUUAUUGGAACAUGGAUGUUCUCCAAAUAUAAAUAAUCAGUAUGGUCGUACGGCUGAUCAAGAAGCGUCCAAUGAUCAAAUACGUGAAAUUUUUCAACAAGCUAAAGAUGGUAAAAUACAAAAACAUUUCGAUUAA
Molecule: messenger RNA, 324 nt
Organism: Didymodactylos carnosus
Lineage: Eukaryota; Metazoa; Rotifera; Eurotatoria; Philodinida; Philodinidae
Source: the annotation of a GenBank genome assembly